UUCUUGAUCUUUCCAAUCCAAGAGGAGAUCAUUAUAUCCUCUGGGAAAUAUUAUAUCCUGUUAGCAUCAUAGAGUUGUUCAUGAAAUAUUCUAAUGUGAAUAGUAUGUCUUAUGUUUUUUCACCCAAGGGUCAGUAUUUUCUUUGCAAUAUGCAGACCAAGUUCCCUUAGUUAUAAUGAGUAAAGGCCAGAUAUAGUCCCAGAAAAUAUCAUGUGUCAUGAAAGCUUCGAGACACAAAUGUUCCUGAUCUUUUCUCUCUAUUUUCUUCUGUGUCCCAUUCCCCACAACCAAGAGAACUUGGCCUCUGUCUGCUUGGUCUCUCCUUUCAUUGACAUCUAACAACAUUCCAACAUUGCCAACUGCUCUGUAAUAUAAAACCUAACGUCAGGUGGAGAGAAUUUGGGCUCCGGGAGUAGAAAAAGGAUGGAGUUUGUUGCUGUUGUUGUUGUUGUUGUUUAAUUUGCUGGCUCUCCUUGUUCAGAAUCUGAGUAAUGGGUGAUACGGGGAAAAUGGAAAGAAAAGGUGGCAGUAAUGAAAGUCUCUCUGAUUAAAAAGCUGGAGAACUAGAGUGAGGGAGAGAGUCAGGAAACUGAGUUCCCCAAGGAGUUGGUGUAGUUUGUCUUAGGAAGUAAGGGCAGAUUCUCCAGUGGCUUUGGGAUAUGAGAUGAUGGGGGAGGAAAGAAAAAGGAUUUUUGAAUAAGCAUUGCCGAGGGUGAGAGGAUUCUUUGUUGUGGUCUUUGAGACUGGCAUUUGACUGAAUGAGUUUUGUUGCUGGACAGCGCUUGUGUCAAUGUGACUGGGCUAUGAGAGAAUGAGGGUUUGUUAGGGUUACCUGGUUUACUCACAGUCCUGAUGCAGUAUGUGUUGUCUAACCCUGUUACACAAAAUAUACCUUCAACUUUCCCUUGACGUCUAGUGCACAGGACAAUUGGUCAUUUACAAGUACGGUUCUCCCCUGAUUCCCCGCGGGCUGCUGUUUUGCUCACUUCUGCUGCUCUCUGUGUAUAGUGGGGAGCUAACGGGAUGCUGUUCUUAUAAGAGACCUGAGAAGAAAUGUUGGAAUGUUGGUCAGAAAAACCCAUCAAACGCCUCUCUAGAUCAAAGAGGAUCCAGCUGCCUUGGUGAGAAAUAAGAGACAACUAGAGAAAGAAAGGGUUUCAGUUCUGUAGUAGCUGGAAUAAAAUGGAGUAUGUAUUAUAAUUAAAAAAACUAAUUGAACAGUUCAUUAGGUUUAUCAUUUAGCCACAUGAACCAAGAAGCUGGUUUUACUGAAUUUAUUUGAUGUGGCUAUUUAGUAGGCAUUUAUUGCAGACAAGGGUGAAGUUUCAAAAACCUUUAAUUUCUCACUGAACUCUUGGCCAGUAUUUUUAUACCAAUCUAGAGGAGAUUUUUUUUCCUACUUCUCAAUAAAACAACAGGUAUUUUCAUACUGAAAAACUUCCUUAAUUCGGAAAGCCCUGCUAUAGGUGAAGUCUAAGCCUCUGGCCUUGGUGUCCUGGGCACUUCCUGGUCCCUCCCCAGCUGGGGCUUCUUCCCCUUCCUCUCUUUGCUUUUCCUCAUCACCCCACAGUCUUGGAUUCUGUAAAUGACUCAUUCCAGAAAUAGUUUGAAAUACUUUUAAAGCCUGAUUUUCUCUUGUUUAACUGAGAUAAAGUAAAAGUGACUUAGACAAGUUGAGUUUUUUUUUUUUUUUUUUUCCUGUUUCAUGGUACUGUCCAAAGACAACCACCACGGGGCUGAUAAGGCAGUGCCCUGUCCGAGGAUCUUGGGCUGUUUGUGUCCUAUUGUUCUAUUUUCCUGAAUCUCCAGCCAUCUUCAAAAUUGGCUGGUCCAGUCCUCAUCAGCUGGUCUACACUGACGCCAGUGAGAAGGGGGAAAGCGUGCUCUAGUCUCACUGAAGGACACGACGGGGAGGUUGGCACGUGCCAUUUGUUUCAUAACCGGAAUAUAGUCACACAUCAUCUAUGUUAUUCUAACCUUGAUUUUUUUUAAAAACUAAUUUAAUAACCAUCUUAUUCUAACCUUUUUUUAUUUUAAAUUCUUUAUUUCUAUUCAGCCAUCCAUGUUGUGAAACCUGGGAUAUUUAUGUUAGACCAACAACCAUAUUUCUAUUAUAGUUAAAAUAAUAGAUAAUGAGGGUAUGACUAAGUAUUUUUUGUACCCUCUAUGUCAUUCACUGUGUUAAGUGCUAAGGGUAUACACAAGAAUAAGGACUGAAUCUGGUGGGAAGAACUAAGUUUAGUUUGAAGACUUUGAGUAUAGCCCCAUUGUCUGGAUAUACCAUAAAUAUUUAAUCCAUAUACAUUUUUCUUGUAUAUUCUAUCUGAACCUACUAUGUGUAAUCAUCCAUGCAUUUGCAUUUAAUGCCCUAUUGCCUGAGACUCUUUCUUUCCCUGUUUUCCACUGGAUGUGAUUCUGCCAUCCUGCAGAGGCUAGCUCAGAUGUUUCUGCCUUUGCAGACUUCAACAUUUCUUCCAGGUUAUGUAGGAACUGUUUCUUUCAUGUUCCAUUGCUCCCAAACACUGUUCCCCUUACACUGUUGUUUUAUAAGAGCCUUGAGGCAUAGGUGGACUGGCUUUUUUUCUUUGCUAUCCCCACACCUCAGCACAGUGCUGAGCAAAUAGAAGGUGCUCAAUAAAGAUUUGCUGAAUCCAAUUAGUUAGUGCUCAGCAUUUUUUCAUGGAUCUUUGAAUGACAAGGUGGGUGGAAUCUCCAAUGAACUUGGGAAUCUCUCUCCUAUUAUGUUUAAAAAUAUCAUGGUUAAUGGAAAGUUAAGUGAAUUCCAAAUCAAAUUCAGAAUCAAGAGAUACAUUGUUUCCUUAGUGUUUUCAUCUAAUUCUAACCUUGUUUUUUUAAAUUUUUUAUUUCUAUUCAGUUAUUCUCUUAAAUGUGUGAAGGGGCUUAAAAAAACUUGAAUUUUUAUCAUAUGUGUUCUUUUAUUACUAUAUUUCUCACUGAAGUUUCUUUUAAAAAAUCAAACUAAAAUCCUGUCUACUAGAAAUAUACAGUGUAUGGUCCAGAAAACAUUGAGUUUUCCCCAGGACUUAAUUCAAAAGCCAAUAUGCAGUAUAAUUCAGAAAUUUUAUUUUAUCUUUCUUUGCUUUAGGUUUCUGACUUAAUUAUAAAAGUACUCCUAUUUUCUCUCAGUAAUCUAUUAUUUCCCUUUUGGGUCUUAAAAAACAUGGAGGAUUGAUUAGUAUGUGAUAAAGUUAUAGAAUUUUCAGACUGUAAAUUAUGUAAAUUACAGACUAUUAGUUAUACUAUUGAUCAUAUUACUGAUAGACAAAACAACCAUUUGGGGCCUCCAUUAAUUACUUUAUUGGUCAAAUAAAGAGAACUGAAUUAAGGCAGAAUAUUCUUUUUCUGGCUCUAAUAGUCUCUAAGAGUAAUAAUAACAAUAAUAAUACAGAGUUGUUACUUUAAACUGUAGGUUUUUAAGAAAAUGCUGGCAAAAUAUGGAGAAUUAGCAGAAUCUCACUAUUCUAUGAACCUAAAGAGCAAAAUGGUGGUUUAUCUUGAUCUAUGGCAUGAGAUAAUUAAUUUGCCUUCUUAUGUGACAACAGUAUAUGAAGUGACUUGGGUGUGGGUGCAAAUUUGGAUCAAUAUCUGUGGCACACUAAAAGGUUAUAUGAAUCAUUGCUUAUUAUAAUGGUUGAUAUCAUCAAAUUAAUAGUUGAAUCCCCAGUGCUUUAAUGAUUCAUCUUUUUAGGUGUGACAUGUAUAUGGUCCUUUAAGAAGAAUUUUAAGAUCAGCUCCAACUCUGAGAGCUGCCUUUAAGGAAUGAUAUAAACAAGAGUUUAUAAGUAGUUAUUGACUUGUAAGCUCUCUGGUCCGGAAGGUAGCCUUAUUUGGUUUAUUGUGUCUAAAUCACAGUAUGUAAUUAAUUAAUUAGAUCUGACUCUGAUCAAAUUUGCUUACCAGAGUUAUGUUUGUUUAACAGGCUUCAGUAUAAAAAAAAAAAAGAAGAAGAAGAAGAGUAUUUGGCAGUGAGCACAGAAAAUCUGCAGGCGGGGUGCUAGAGGGAGAAAGGUCCUGAGCCCACUCCAUCAAUCCUCCUUGUAAUUCAUGUGAAAUACAUACUGCAGGAAAAAGCAUCUGACAAAAUUGGAGGGUGGUUCUGUAGUCCUAGGAAUCCACAGUGAAUUAAAGUCUAGACUCGGUAAUUUUUCAGGUAAGGGAGGAGGGAGAACUAGCAAAUCAGAUAUGCCCAAAAUGUUACAGAGGUAACACGGAAUCAAGGAUGCUGUUGCCAGUUUGUGCAUUGUGAGAAGGCAAUAACAGCCGAGCAGCAGCAGGAGCAGCGCGUUCUCAGAGGCAGUCACAUCAACAGCAGCAGGGGUAGGCCGCCUCCUUUCAGUGUACUGCAGGGUCAUGAAAUGCAAGACUCUCUGAUGUUUGAAAAUCUCCCGAGUUGAGCAUGGCUACUGUAAGAACGUUGCUAAGAAACUCUGCUGAUUUGGACAGUCAUGAGUAUGUGUUAGCAAUAGUUACUUUAGGAAAAGAGAUACUACUUUUUGUAAAUCAAUAGGCAACCUCCCCCCUGAAGAAGAAGAUCUCAAAUUACCUUGUUGGGGUGGUGGUGGGAGAUAAAAAAAAAAAACAGGGGGAACAAAGUUUUGGCAUGCCUGUAGGAAUGGUGGUUUCUGUAGAAACUACCUAACAGGCAGAAGCUAAGUGUUGAUCAGCCCAUGCCUCUUACCUGGGAGUGGAAGGUGGGAAGAAAUGGACAGCGGCUGUGACGAGGAGACAAGACACGGUGCAGCUUGGUGAAGCCACACGCUGACUGCGUUCUGCCCCCUCUUCAUGCAGUGCUGCGGGCUGGUACAUCGCCGGCGAGUACGGGUGUCCUAUGGUUCGGCAGACUCCUACACCAGCCGUCCAUCCGAUUCAGAUGUGUCUCUGGAGGAGGACCGGGAGGCAGUGCGCAGAGAAGCUGAACGACAGGCCCAGGCACAGUUGGAAAAAGCAAAGACAAAACCCGUUGCAUUUGCAGUUCGGACAAACGUCAGCUAUAGUGCAGCCCAUGAAGAUGAUGUUCCAGUGCCAGGCAUGGCCAUUUCGUUUGAAGCAAAAGAUUUUCUGCAUGUUAAGGAGAAAUUUAAUAAUGACUGGUGGAUAGGGCGACUGGUUAAAGAAGGCUGUGAAAUCGGAUUCAUUCCAAGCCCAGUUAAACUAGAAAACAUGAGGCUACAGCAUGAGCAGAGAGCCAAGCAAGGGAAAUUCUACUCCAGUAAAUCAGGAGGAAAUUCUUCAUCCAGUUUGGGUGACAUUGUUCCUAGUUCCAGAAAAUCUACACCUCCAUCAUCUGCUAUAGACAUAGAUGCUACUGGCUUAGAUGCAGAAGAAAAUGAUAUUCCAGCAAACCACCGCUCCCCUAAGCCCAGUGCAAACAGUGUAACGUCACCCCACUCCAAAGAGAAAAGAAUGCCCUUCUUUAAGAAGACAGAGCACACUCCUCCUUAUGAUGUUGUACCUUCCAUGCGGCCAGUGGUCCUAGUAGGCCCCUCUCUGAAGGGUUAUGAGGUCACAGAUAUGAUGCAAAAAGCAUUGUUUGAUUUUUUAAAACACAGAUUUGAAGGGAGGAUAUCUAUCACAAGGGUCACUGCUGACAUCUCCCUUGCCAAACGCUCAGUAUUAAACAAUCCCAGUAAGCAUGCAAUAAUAGAAAGAUCCAACACAAGAUCAAGCUUAGCGGAAGUUCAGAGUGAAAUCGAAAGGAUCUUUGAACUUGCAAGAACACUGCAACUGGUAGUUCUUGAUGCGGAUACUAUUAAUCAUCCAGCUCAACUCAGUAAAACAUCUUUGGCCCCUAUCAUAGUGUAUGUAAAGAUUUCGUCUCCUAAGGUUUUACAAAGGUUAAUAAAAUCUCGAGGGAAAUCCCAAGCUAAACACCUCAAUGUCCAGAUGGUAGCAGCAGAUAAACUGGCUCAGUGCCCUCCAGAGUUGUUUGAUGUGAUCCUGGAUGAGAACCAGCUUGAAGAUGCUUGUGAGCACCUUGCAGACUAUCUGGAGGCCUACUGGAAGGCCACUCAUCCUCCCAGCAGCAACCUCCCCAACCCUCUCCUUAGCCGUACCUUAGCCACUUCAACUCUGAGCCCCACCCUAGCCUCUAACUCACAGGGUUCUCAAGGUGAUCAGAGGACUGAUCGCUCAGCUCCUGCCCAUUCUGCUUCCCAAGCUGAAGAAGAACCUUGUUUGGAACCAGUCAAGAAAUCCCAGCAUCGUUCUUCCUCCUCUGCCACACACCACAACCAUCGCAGUGGUACAAGUCGAGGGCUCUCCAGGCAAGAGACUUUUGACUCUGAAACCCAGGAGAGUCGAGACUCUGCCUAUGUGGAGCCAAAGGAAGAUUAUUCCCAUGAACAUGUGGACCACUAUGCCCCACAUCGUGACCAUAACCACAGAGAUGAGAUCCAUGGGAGCAGUGACCACAGACAUAGGGAGUCUCGGCACCGUUCGAGGGACACAGACCGAGAGCAGGACCACAAUGAGUGCAACAAACAACGAAGCCGUCAUAAAUCCAAGGAUCGCUACUGUGACAAGGAUGGAGAAGUAAUAUCCAAAAAGCGGAAUGAUGCUGGGGAAUGGAAUAGGGAUGUUUACAUCCGCCAAUGACUUUUGCCCUUUGUCUCCCCCUCCCUCAAGUCCCCUCAAACAAAAUCUUUGGGGUCUACAUUGCAAUCACAUGUGAUCUGUCUUGUAUAUUUUGUAUUGCUGUUGCUUAAAUAGCAAUAGCAUGAAAUAGAGUAUUAAUAUCCAUUCUUUUCUUUUGGAAGUGCUAUAUAAACUGGCCUGGUACAGCAGUUGUUCUCUGGUUGUAUACUAGACUCUUCAAAACCUGUUUGGGGUAGCUGCCACAUGAACAAAAUUUUUGCCGUCCAGACGACAUUGGUGUUUUAAGAAAUGUAGCUGAUGUACAUCCAGCAAGCCAGAUGCAGCACAGAUUAAAAAGUGGAAUUUCUUGGUUCUCCAGAUUUUUAAUACCCAGAUACCUGAUGGGCAUAUUCAUUCAUUCAUGGACCACUGUUUCUUGCUUGUACCUCUGGCUGACUAAAUUUGGGGACAGAUUCAGUCUUGCCUUAUACAAAGGGGAUCAUAAAGUUAGAUUCUAUUUUCUAUGUACUAGUACUGUGUACUGUAUAGACAGUUUGUAAAUGUUAUUUCUGCAAACACCUUAUUAUAUAUAAUAUAUAUAUAUAUCAGUUUGAUCACACUAUUUUAGAGUCUUAAUGCCAAGUCAGCAGAUUUGCUUUAUGAAUUACAGGGAUUAGAAAUGCCCACAUUCAGGAAAUUUGUAAUAAUGUUGUCUAGACACCUCUCCCCAUUCUAAAAGAAAGUCUGUAUAUAAUGUAAAUAUGUGUGAUUGCUUGACUUAAAAAGGUUUGAUUUCUGAAUGUUCUACCAUCCUUGUAAGUUUAUAAUUUUAAUCAUAAAUUAUGGUAAAUAUAACCAAACUCCAGAGAUUGUUCUACUCCAUACAGUUCACCCAGAUUGUGACAAACACAUACUUAGGAGCUAGUCAUGGCACUGGAGUAUGAGAGCCGGAACCCGCUGUGUGCAUGUGUCUGUACGUAAGAAUGUGCACGAGUGACUGAGAUGAUUGAGAUGCUGAAGACUAAUGAAGAAACUAUAGUCUGCUAUCUAGAAUUCUCACCUGGCUUUGUACUUAAUCGUGCUAUAUGUUGCUUUAAUAAUCCAUUGAGAAGUCAGGGAAGGUGAGGAAGCUUGCUGCCAAAGGUAACUAGGAAAGCAUUCAUCUGCUGGCUCCUUAUUUUUGCUCCUAGAGAGUAAAAAUACAGGCAACUUUUACUGUGAGUGUUUCACUGGAAAUAUCCAAUCUUUGUGUGUUAGAGUAUUUGUUUUAGUAAGAAAUGUUUACACAGCUUGUGGAAGUAUUUCAUAGUAAAAUAAAUUUUUAUAACUUCUCCCACUUCAUUUUCUAACCUUGCCUAUUAAUCUUGUUGUUUAUCUCCUAGUUACCUACCGUUCCUCCCACCACCAACUUGAAUAGUUUCACUGUCCGUCAGAACCCAGAAGUGCUUCUUAUAACCAAAGUUUCUGCUCUUCAGAAGUUAUCAGGGCAAAAUGGGGUGACUUGAAGUGAAUGAAAUAUUAAUAUUUUCAUACAUCUAAUCUGAAGGGGAAUCUAGAAGACACUAUCUCCAUGCCUCAAUUAUACUGCUGUAGGAGCUUCCAAUGGUAUUUUGCUAAUGCUAAAAAAUUCUGUUUCUCAAUUGUUAAGACAGUAUUAGGUGUGCAAAUACCUAGCACUUGAAGCUUGUCCCAGGAAAUGCCUAUCUAUAUUGCCUAACUUCAGAUCUGUACAUUAAUUUAUUUAACAAUAAUAAUUAUAGUAAUUUAUUUUUUGUUUUGCUUUCUUAAUUAUUCCAAGUUCUUGCCAAAUAUUCUUGGGCAUUAUUUCCCCUACACCCAAGAAUACUGGAGUUUUAAAACUGUUUUAUCAUCUAAGUGAAAAAUUUCUUUCAGAAUUAGUCUUCUGUACUGCUUAUAAAAAUUUACAGAAUAUAGUCAUUAGUUUUGACAUAACUUUACAUGAUUAAAAAAAUAUAUUCCAAUUUAAAUUUCUUUUAAAACACACACUAAGAUAUUAAUUACCAAUCCAUUCCUUUCUUACAUGUUAGUUCAUCCCAAUUAACGACUUUGGAAUUCUGAAAUUCUUGAAGUAUAACUGGCAUUUACCUUUCCUGCUGCUAUCAAUAGUGCUAAUAGAUUUCAUCUUUUUAAUUUUGUCCCCGAUUCUUAGUUUCUCACUUGACUGUGGAACACAUUAGUAUAAAUUAGAGUAUUCCUUAAAUAAAAAUAUUGAAGAAUCUGAUAGAGCAUUUAUGUGAAAACUGUAUAGUGGGCAUAUGCAUAAAUGUGUGUAGCACAUCUAUAAAUGAAGAAAUAAUCACAAGGACAAUGGGAUAUUUACUGACUUGUGGAAUGUAAAAUUAGUCUUCACACAGCAGAGGCUUAAUCUUAACCUAUACAUUUAUACAACCAUGAUUUUUGUAGUCAACCUAGAAAAUGCUGGAAAUGUUCUUUACUGGUCUUUGUCAUACCCAUUUCGAUUUUUUCCUAUGCUUUUCUCUACUGCUUAUUUAAGUUACUGUUACAAAAAGGUGCUGCUAAAUGUAGGAUGUCUUAGUCAUACUGUACUUUGGGACAAUGCCACAUUUUAACAUGGUCUGCUAUGCAUUCCUGUUAAACAAACAUGCACUGUCAGCUACAAUGAACUGUUCAACAAACCUGGUUUAAAGUCAUUCAUAUAAAACAAAUAAAGAGCUGGCUUCUGCACUGUU
Molecule: messenger RNA, 9305 nt
Organism: Marmota monax (woodchuck)
Lineage: Eukaryota; Metazoa; Chordata; Mammalia; Rodentia; Sciuridae
Gene: Cacnb2
Product: calcium voltage-gated channel auxiliary subunit beta 2
Exons: 13
Coding region: 4804-6615 (603 amino acids)
Biological process (GO): chemical synaptic transmission; calcium ion transmembrane transport; regulation of voltage-gated calcium channel activity
Cellular component (GO): voltage-gated calcium channel complex
Molecular function (GO): protein binding; high voltage-gated calcium channel activity
Source: RefSeq, a predicted model, not a curated record